Ostrinia nubilalis (European corn borer) is the source of this 1386-nucleotide messenger RNA. RefSeq names its product cyclin-dependent kinase-like 4. The coding region runs from base 130 to 1329 and encodes 399 amino acids. The record is from RefSeq and is a predicted model, not a curated record. Gene Ontology annotation, biological process: protein phosphorylation. The transcript is spliced from 9 exons. Gene Ontology annotation, cellular component: nucleus. Lineage: Eukaryota; Metazoa; Arthropoda; Insecta; Lepidoptera; Crambidae. Gene Ontology annotation, molecular function: protein serine/threonine kinase activity; ATP binding.
UCAGCCAGUGAGCAAGUCUACGAAACCUAGACUCUUUGGUAAAUAAAUAGAGCUCGAAAAAAAGAAAAUUGUCUUUUUGACGUGAAUUUUGGCGGGAAAUGCGCGCAGUUGUUUCGUUCGGAAACGCGAAUGUAUAGUGCGGAUUCUGUGUCGCGGGGUUGCUCUGGUUCUACACUGUUCAACAAUCUGGCAUCCUGUAUGGAGAAAUGGUUCGGUGAUAAACGGCUGUGGUUAUUUGGCAACAACCUGCCGCUGCUACCGAGAAGAUCGCGCGCCAGCAGCCGCGCGAUGGAGCGGUACGAGAAGCUGGCCAAGCUCGGGGAAGGCUCCUACGGGCUGGUGUACAAGUGCCGCAACCGGGACACGGGCGAGAUCGUCGCUGUCAAGAAGUUCGUCGAGAACGAGGACGACCCGCUGAUCAGGAAGAUUGCACUGCGGGAGAUACGGAUGCUGAAGAACCUAAAGCAUCCAAACCUGGUGAACCUGAUCGAGGUGUUCCGACGCAAGCGCAAGUUGCAUCUGGUCUUCGAGUACUGCGACCACACGGUUUUGCACGAACUGGAGAAGUACCCUGCUGGUUGUCCAGAGCUGCUCUCGAAGCAAAUCAUCUGGCAGACACUGCAGGGCGUGGCGUACUGCCACCGGCACAACUGCAUCCACCGGGACGUGAAGCCGGAGAACAUCCUGCUCACCAGUGAGGGAGUCGUCAAGCUCUGCGACUUCGGCUUCGCGAGGAUGAUUAGCCCCGGAGAGAGCUAUACAGACUACGUGGCGACGCGAUGGUACCGCGCGCCCGAACUGCUCGUCGGUGACACCAUGUACAGCACGCCCGUCGACGUCUGGGCCAUAGGAUGCGUAUUCGCGGAACUCCUGUCCAGCGAGGCCUUAUGGCCUGGGAAAAGUGACCUGGAUCAGCUAUAUCUGAUAAGGAAGACAUUGGGAGACCUCCUACCUAGGCACAUGACAAUAUUCUCACAAAAUACGUUCUUUCAGGGUAUGGCCUUACCGGAGCCGACGACAAUAGAACCAUUGGAAAAGAAAAUCCCUCAGCGAUAUGCCAAUAACGAACUCAUUAUAGACUUUUUACAGAAAUGCUUAGACAAAGACCCCAUGAUGCGGUGGACAUGCGAGCAGCUGCUGCGGCAUCCCAUAUUCGAAAACUUCCUAUUCACAGUGCCCCAUUCAGACCAUGAAGAAUACGAGAAAGCCCGAAGAGCUCAGGUGCAGUCAUCGCCCCUGCUGCCACAGCUGAUUGUAAACGAGCGGGGCCACGCCACAAAGGGCAAGAAAAGUGAGAUGGACGCGCGUAGCCACCUGCCCACCAUAUGACUAGCGCCCGUCGCGCGCCCGCGCAACUGAUUGUGAUUAAACGCCUUAACUGUUUUA